AUGUUAUUUGAGAAGCUAGGUUUUGUAAUUUUACCUAAUAUAAAUGCAAGUUCAACACAGUUCAGAUGUAAAUUAAUAGAGGAAAAUGGUGGAACCAUAGUCCAUUCAAUGGAUGAUGUAAAUAAUAAUCAAAUUGUAGUAUUAAUAGUCGAUUCAUUUCUUAAUUCUCAGAAAGAUGGUAUCAACGACAUGGUUUUAUUUGUUAAAGAGUCAUCGUUUGAUUUAAAUGUAUUAUUUAAUAAAAUAGAUGAGUUUCAUUUAUUCUUCUUUAAGUGUAGCCAAGUUGGUAGAUGGUUAAGUAAACAUAUAGUACCGAUUAAUGAUAUCCAACAGAGGCUUCAUUUUACAAAAGAAAUGAUAGAAGUUUAUAAUGAGGAUGAGAGGUCCAACUUUAAUGAACAAGUAUAUUUGAAUCUAGACCGUAAACAAAAUCAAGAGAAUAAUGGUAAUUGUAAUAUAGAUGAACAGUUGUCUGUGGAUAAAUCGAUAACCAUCGGAAGCGUUCCAGGAAAUCAGGAUGAAGAAAAUGAUAAGAAGGAUGUUGAAAAAACACCAAGGAAAGAAACUCAAAAUAACAGUGAGAUUAUAAAAGCAUUAGAAUAUCUUGCAGAAAGACAUAAGAUAGAAGGUAACCAUUUUAAGAGUAGCAAUUAUUCGGUGGCUAAAAAGGUUAUUGAAAAAUGCAAUUUUAAAAUUGUUUCUGGUAAACAAGCAGAAAGGCAAUUGCCUCACAUUGGCCCCCGUAUUGGGAAUUUAAUCCAAAGAAUUGUUACUACAGGAAGUUUACCUGGAGAAGAGAUAGAGAUCUCUCAUCAACAAAUAUUGACUUAUUUCCAAAACUGUCAUGGGGUUGGUCCAUCUAUGGCUAAAAGAUGGGCUUUGUUAAGGAUGAAUAGCUUUAAAGAUGUCCUAAUAAAAUUAUCUCAGGAUUUUAUAACUGAAUGGCCUUUACUAUAUGGUUGGAAAUAUUAUGAAGAAUGGUCUAUGCAAAUAUUGAGACGAGAGACUGCAAUACAUUUCAAUAAGAUUAAGGAAUGUCUUUCCAAGAUUGAUGAAAGAUGUCAUGUGGAAAUUCAAGGUAGUUAUAAUCGUGGUAUGGAAAGUUCAGGAGAUAUUGAUUUAUUGUUCUAUAGAGAGGAUUGCGAUGACAUCAAAAUAAUAGUAUCUGUAUUACAAGAAUUGAUAAUACAACUACAUAGAGAAGGUUAUAUUAAAUGUAUUUUACAAUUAUCAACACAAUUAUAUGAUGAAUUUAAAAAUGAUUUUAACGAAAUUUUCAAAAAAGUAGAUUUGAAAUUACCAAAAAAAUGUCAUAUGGUUAGUCAUAAAUUUUCUCGAAUUUAUUAUUUGGGUGUAAUAUUACAAAGAUCAGAGUUUGAACUAACUAUAAGAGAAAGGGAAACAAUUUUACAAAAGUCAUCAUCUAGCAAAUUAAAGGAUGUUGAUUUAUUUAUGUCUGGGAGUGAUAGAACCGGCACAACUAAUUAUUGUAGAAGAUUGGACUUUUUUAGUUGUAGAUGGUCUGAAUUGGGGGCUGCAAGAUUACAAUGGACAGGAUCUGCGGAGUUUAAUAGAUGGAUUCGAUUAGAGGCGAUUAAAAAAGGUUACAAAUUAACACAACAUGGACUUUUCUAUCGUGGAAAAAUGAUAGAAAGUUUUGAUGAAGAAAGGAUUUUUAAAUUGUUAGAUAUUCCAUAUAUUGAUUAUGAAAAAAGAGAAAGGGGAUUAUGGGAAAGAAAAACAAAAAGAAAAGAUAUAUAA
Messenger RNA from Arxiozyma heterogenica, 1761 nucleotides. It is a transcript of the gene POL4, whose product is annotated as DNA-directed DNA polymerase IV. NCBI's taxonomy places the organism in Eukaryota, Fungi, Ascomycota, Saccharomycetes, Saccharomycetales, Saccharomycetaceae. Gene Ontology annotation, cellular component: nucleus. Gene Ontology annotation, molecular function: DNA binding; DNA-directed DNA polymerase activity. The record is from RefSeq and is a predicted model, not a curated record. Gene Ontology annotation, biological process: double-strand break repair via nonhomologous end joining. The transcript has a single exon. Bases 1 to 1761 code for a protein of 586 amino acids.